This is a messenger RNA of Bactrocera latifrons, 1020 nucleotides long. Its product is annotated as trypsin 3A1-like. The record is from RefSeq and is a predicted model, not a curated record. Gene Ontology annotation, molecular function: serine-type endopeptidase activity. Gene Ontology annotation, biological process: proteolysis. The coding region runs from base 142 to 957 and encodes 271 amino acids. Lineage: Eukaryota; Metazoa; Arthropoda; Insecta; Diptera; Tephritidae. The transcript has a single exon.
GGAGCAAGAUAACUUCCGACACAGACACAAGUCCACACGAUUUCCGCGAGUCAGUCCAAAAGUAACGUUUUAGAACCCGUGGUGGAUUGUGACGCAGGUGCAGCUCUAAAAAAUCUUUUAUAAAGUACUUAAAACUUUGCAAUGUUGAACCUACGCUUUCAACUGUUCACGGUGAUUGCUCUCAGCGCGCUGUCAUGGAUCCAAGCGGCUAGCAUAUUUUCGGGUGCUUCGUUCAGUCGCAUUGUGGGCGGUUCGUCGGCAGUUUCUAUGAACAUACCGUACAUUGUCUCUCUAAAGUCGUUCGGCUUCCACAUUUGUGGUGGUUCCAUAAUCAAUGCACGCACCGUAGUCACCGCCGCUCAUUGCCUGUUGGCCAGCGAUGCUAGGGAUUUACAAAUUCAUGCCGGCGCAAAAACCCGUUCCUCGCACGAGGGCGUGUUGAUCAAAGUGGCUGCGAUACAUUAUGAUCGCCGCUUCAGCAUGGAGACCAUGGACUACGAUAUCGGUUUGGUGCGUCUGUCCAAUGCGCUCAUCUUCAGCAUACGCAUACAGCCAAUUGCUUUGCCCGCAGCUGGUGAGUUAGUGUUGGAUACUGAUGUCGGUUUGGUGGCUGGUUGGGGUUACAAGUCCGCUUAUGGGCCAGGCUCGUACGUUUUGCGGUACGCUCGUGUGCCUAUUAUCAAUCAGACUGUGUGCAAUGAGCAGUUAGAAGGAUCCGUCACUGAUCGAAUGCUCUGUGCUGGCUAUGCUGAAGGUGGCAUCGAUGCCUGCCAAAUGGACUCGGGCGGUCCGCUGGUGGUGGACGAGAAACUUGUGGGCAUCGUGUCAUGGGGUGUUGGUUGUGCGCGUCCUAAUAGGCCCGGUGUUUAUACACGCGUUUCACAGCUGAUCGAUUGGGUGCAGACCACGUUGGCAGAGAAGUACGCGGACAGCAUUCCAAGAGAUAGGAAAAAAUAAAAAUAAAAAAAAAAACAUGCGAAAACCAAAAAAAAUUAUUUGUGACGAAAUUUAUUGCAAUAA